This is a messenger RNA of Sipha flava (yellow sugarcane aphid), 1635 nucleotides long. RefSeq lists its product as uncharacterized. The transcript has 2 exons. The record is from RefSeq and is a predicted model, not a curated record. The coding region runs from base 79 to 1323 and encodes 414 amino acids. NCBI's taxonomy places the organism in Eukaryota, Metazoa, Arthropoda, Insecta, Hemiptera, Aphididae.
CGGCGCAGUGUUCAGUGCAUAGAGCACAGUCGUAGUGACGGCUUCAAACCUUACGCGCCGUUUUCGUUUCGUUACGCGAUGAUGACGCGCGUUGAGUACCUGAAUACGCACGUGUUCCCCCGGGCCGUGGCCAAUGGGGCGUUCGGGCCCGACGCCUUGUACGAGUCGUUCGAGGUGGACAGCGACGUCGUGUCCGCCGACCAUUUCGCCUCGGACAUCGUGUUCGGUACGGUGAAGCUGCGGGACGCCGAACCCUGUCCGGUGGUGAUCAAGUUCAAGAACACCGACCCCAUUAUGUCGGCCAAGAUGAACAUGCACGAGAAGUUCUAUAACGAGUACGUGUUCUACUCGCGGCUGCUGCCCGAACUGGCCCGCCGGGCUGCCGAUCCGGAAGCGGCGUUCGCGCUGUUCCCGCGGUUCGUGUACUCGAACGUGACACACGAUGGCGGCGACGGUGACGACGAGCAGGUGAUCGUGGUGGCCAGCAUAACGCCCGCCGGUUACCGGAUGCCCGAGAAACGGAUAUUCUUGGACGUCGAACAUGUGCUGCUGGCACUCCGCAAGCUGGGAACGCUGCACGGGCUCUCGUACAAUGCCAAAGCGCAUCCGGACGGUCUGCGAACGUUCAUCGACUUGACCGCUGUUUUGGUCGAGACCCAAUGGUUCGACGGUUAUUGGUACAAGAGCCCUCGGUUUCUUUCGGGUACUGGUAACCGGGGCCUGAACGCGCUUCGCAACUCGGAAGUGGGCGGCGAGUACGCGGAUCGCCUGAACCGGAUUCGGGCCCUGUUGGACGGUAACAGCGAAACGAUGACACGGCUGCUGCGGCCGGUCGAGCCGAUGGCCGUGCUGUGCCACGGUGAUUAUUGCCGGAAUAACAUGAUGUUCCGGUAUGACGCGGACACCGGGCGUCCGGUGGACAUGACCAUGAUCGACCCUGCGCAGGCGCGGUACGCGUCGCCCGCCAUCGACCUGUCGUUCUUCUUGUACAUGAACACGACGGACGCUGACCGGCUGGCGCACUGGGACGACUACGUGGCCGCCUAUCUGGCUGGCGUCGCGGACGUCGCUGCCGACGGCUGCGCUGCGUUGUCGGUGGCCGAAGACGUGCACAACGAGAUGCGCGAAUACGUGAUGUACGGUUACGCGUACUGUUCGUUCUUUCUACCCGCCAUGAUCAACACCAAGCCGCCAGACGUGGAGAAUCUGGCUACGGUCACCGAUGACGAGCUCAUCGAUAAGAUCAACGAGUGCGGCGGCCCGGACGCCGAUCGCCUGCUCGCUUCCAUCGUCAAACACAUGGUCGAUCGCCGUUAUCUAUGAUCCGAGACCUGGUUCCAAGCCGAGACCGCGAAGCGCAGUGCCGCGGUUGUGGUAGUGACCCGUCGUUCCUCUAUCAUUCCAAUCGUCGGUCCUCGGUCAAACGGUGUAUACAAUUAUUGUAAUACGUUUCGAAUACAUACGUUAUCGUGUAAUACUAUAUUUCGGAUGUAAACUAUUAUACACUGCAUUGUUAUUAAUAAAUUAUAAUUACCUAAUGUAUACAAAACCGUGUUCAAACGUCCGUUGUAAUAUAUAACGUUCGUCAAUCAUUGAUUUUAAAUAAACGUGAAACUCUACGGUAGUUACAACUCA